This is a messenger RNA of Drosophila yakuba, 4589 nucleotides long. RefSeq names its product interference hedgehog (gene boi). Bases 372 to 3683 code for a protein of 1103 amino acids. The record is from RefSeq and is a predicted model, not a curated record. Lineage: Eukaryota; Metazoa; Arthropoda; Insecta; Diptera; Drosophilidae. Gene Ontology annotation, molecular function: protein binding. Gene Ontology annotation, biological process: cell-cell adhesion; axon guidance. The transcript is spliced from 10 exons. Gene Ontology annotation, cellular component: plasma membrane; axon.
CAGCUCACUUCGCUUCGCGCCGCCGAGCAAGCAAGACGUGUGUGCGGAGAAAGAGUGCUGUGGCUGCGAGAAAAUAUAACAGAGAUAUAUUUUGAGCUCCCGGCGCCCGCGUCGUGCUUAAUAACCAUUAUUUGUUUACCUUUUUUUUUUGGUUGUUUUAAAUCCCUCGUGCGACAAGUGGCGGAGUUUUGCGUUUGUGGAUUUGGAUAGAGGAUUUAGCUUUAGCUGCCCUUCGAGGUUCACCAGCCAACACAGUAUGCAGCUCUAAAGCAGCAAAAAGACGCCUGGAAAGAGACAGCUAGAAAGCGAGAAAAAGAGACGAAGGCAUAAGCAAGUGACAAAGGGUACAAAAGAGUGGCAUCCGCUUUGCGAUGGCUGAAUUCAGGCUAGUUUUGGUUAUCCUACUGAUGACCACUAGCAUCUGCACACUUCAAGCCAGCGACAGUAAUUCCUCCGUGGCAACCACCUUGGGCGUUCUGUUUGAGAGGGCUCCCGAAUCGGCGGUGGCGCCCAAAGGAGAUGAGGUGGUCUUCGAGUGCGAGCUGAAUCUCAAACCAGAUCGCCUGGAGUGGCGAUUCAGACGCAGUGAUUCCGCGGAACCCUAUCGAUACCUGAGACCCGCGGCUGGCUACAACGUGACCAGUGGCAGCGAUGGUCUUGCCUGGCGACUGCGCAUCUAUGUGAGUGCCCAAACGGCAGGAGACUACCAGUGUGUGGCUUGGUAUGGCCCAGGAGCACUGGCUUCCACGCCAGCCCGCUUGGCCUUGGUCUCGAUUGCAUUGGACGGAGGCCAGGGAUCCAUGGCAGCUAGAAGUUCCAUACGCUGGAGUGUGGCGCCCAAGAACUGCCUCCUCAUACGUUGCGGCAGCGUAGUAUCCAAUCCGCCGGCUAUUUGGAGCUUUUACAGGAACGGAAAGAAGCUACCACAAUCGGAACUGCUUGCUGGUGCUGCGGGGGCCUUGGUUUUGGAUACGGUCACCGCCAAGGAUGCGGGUAACUACUCGUGCGCGGCCACGAACUCCAUAACAGGCGAUGAACUUAGGCUCCCCCAAACUAUCGAAUUAAGAGUGGACUACACCGACAGGACGCCGCCGUACUUUUUGCAACGUCCACCCACCGAGUACUCAGCUCGUCCAGGAGAAACGGUGGUGCUCGAGUGUCCUGGCGUGGGAUCCCCGCGACCCAGAGUCAUUUGGAGUAGUCCCAACGUGGUUGGAAUCUACAACAACAGAAGCAACAUCUUGCCAUACGGCUUGCAAAUCACCGAUGUGAGGCCCGAGGAUCAGGGCUCCUACAUCUGCAUGCUGGACAAUGGCAUUGCACCACCCAUCGAUCACACCAUCAAGUUAAGCGUUCUGCAGCGCCCCACAAUCCUCAGAGGACCUGCCGGCACUCUGACGAACGAGAGCAACCCUUUGCUACUGGAUUGCUCCGCCUCGGGAAAUCCCCAACCCGAUAUCUACUGGCUCAUAAACGGGGAGGAUGCCACCAAAGAUCCGGAGGCCGUGGUGGAUAACCGGAGUCUGCAGCUGAAGCGAGUUCAAAAGCGCCACGCUGGCGUGGUUCAGUGCUUCGCCAAGAACAUCUUGGGAGAGACAAGCGAGGGAAACAUUCUGCGUGUGAAUCCCCUGGAAAUCACUGGCGAGGAUGAGGAACCACUCGGAGGAGUUCCCGUGUGGCCAGUCCAUGAAUCGAACAGUGGAAUGGGUUCUUCGUCAACUCCAGCUGGUGGCUCCAAGAACAAGAAUGGCAGGCGAAAGUUUAAAGCGAGCAUGGUGCCGCCAUCGCGACCCAAUGUCACCAGGCUGUCGGACGAGUCCGUAAUGCUGCGCUGGAGUGUGCCACAAAACUCUGGACUCCAGAUCACCUUCUUUAAGGUGCAGUAUCGCAAAUUGGGCGACGGGAAAAAUCGGCGAGAAAACUGGCAGACGACCAGCGACAACAUUCCGUACGGAAACGCCCACGCCCACGGAUCCGGGCCUGGACUGGGAAACGGUCACUGGCGGGCGCGGAACCGGGACAGGGAGUAUGAGAUGGGCAAUCCGCCCAAGAACUUCACCUCCUCCGUUACGGGACUGACCGCCGGCAAGUACUACCGCUUCCGGAUCGUGGCGGUGUACUCCAACAACGACAACAAGGAGGGCAACACCUCGCUCAAGUUCUUCCUGCAGAAUGGAACCGCCCAGUCGAAUCUGCCAGUGCCAGAACUGCGCAUGGUGGAGACCCUCUCCGAGUCGGCCUUGGUGCUCCAUUGGUCAUCGCCAGAUAACGAGGAUAUAGACGGGUAUUAUGUCUACUAUAGGCCAGCGGACUCAGCAGCGGAAUAUUUAAAGGCCACGGUGGAUGGCGCAAGGAGCAGGAGCUUCAAAAUGGACCUUCUUCGUCCAGGAACCGCCUAUGAGUUCAAAUUGCAAUCGUUUAACUCAGACGCAGCCUCUGAAUUCAGUGCUAUUCGGCAAGCCAGGACCAGAAAAGCCUAUGAGCAGCCUGCUUCAUCUUCGUCGACGCCAGUGCCAGCUAACAAGACAGUGGACCAGCAUCAGAACUCCGUGUAUCCAGUGAUCGCAGGAGCCGCCGGCGGAGGCAUUCUACUGCUCAUUGCCUCGUUGGUGGUCUGUCUAUGCCUAAGGAGGCGGGAAAACGCACAACCGGAGGAUGAGAACAAACCGCAAUUGGAGCACAUCCAAGCGGAUUUUGUUACCUCCGCCGUUCUGGGAGUUGCUGGUCACCACAAGAGUGGCGAUGUGAGGCGCCUCAACGGAGUGAUUCCGAGGAUGAACAUCACGCCCAAUCCGCUGGCCCAGGAAACGGCAUCCGAUAAGAACCGCAACGUGAUGGAGCUGCGUUUCCUGCCGCCGCUGGCGAACGGAAAUGGAAAUGGGAAUGGCAACUGCAUUGCCAGGGAUCUAGCCCUGGAGCGGCCGAAUGCGGAAGAGCAGCAGGAUGAGGACGGAAACGAAGACGAUAGGGGGCUUCCGGCGGUUGCCUCGUCCUCGUGCGAAACUUUGGAGGCCUGCGACGCUGCCAUUAAACUGAAUCUCCACCAGAAACCAGGCCAGGAGCAGCUGGAUUCUCAGAAUGCGGUGCUGGAGGCGCCCAGCAAGCCGCUACCUCCGCUGCCAAAAAAACCAGCAAACGGCGCUGGCCAAAACAACUCGGGCCUGCAUCAGAAUGGCCUGCACCACGCACAGCCGUACCAUCCGCCUGGCACGCCCACCCUAAUGCACAAGCGACUGGACUACCACCAGCAGCCGCCGCCGGUGCCUCCACACUCAGCCUACUACCAGCAGGCACCCACGCACCAACCAUCGCCGAUGAUGGAGCGCAGUGUCAGGGGUCACCAGCCAGGUGGCUACCAUUUGGAGGAGGGCACACCCACGCCAACCAGGAUCCCAUCUCUGCGGCGACAGCGCCGCACCUCGGGCAACCAGCAGGUGCACAAUAGCCACAGCAAUCUCAAUAUUAGCCUGAGUCAUCACAACAACAACAACCUACCGCCGCACCACCAGCAUCUGCACCACCAUCCCGGCCAUCCGGGUGGCCUGGUGGGCAUACCCAUCGUGCCAGGGAGUCCCAGAGUCCAGAGAUCGCCGAUGCCGAGCAGGGCGAUGAUCAAGAGGACGCGACUGGGCAGCCACACGGACAACAUCUCGUCGGGCAGUCUGAACAGUAUUGAGGUGUGAUGGCUCGCCAAAGAGGAGCAGCAGAAGGAGGAGUAAUAUACCUAAGCCGCAAGCGAAAGUAGUUCCCCAAACGACAGACAGUUUCAAGUAGACUUACGGACCCGCAACUAGAUGUGUAUUAUUGAGGUAAUCGUAGACAAGGCCGGCAGAGCAGCUUGAUACCCUCGAAUAUUAGCUUUAAGGCACCAACCAGGCACCCGGUACUGUUUAGUUUUCCAAAUACCAAUCAAUUUGGGCAAUCAUUAAGCUUAAAACUAGGAAAUUUGCCAUCUAAAGAAGUUUCUACAGUUCAAUAUACUCAAAUAAGUUUGCGCUAGAACACGAACGAGAAAAGAUCUCGUGAAGUAAAUGUAUUUUGUUUAAGAAGAACGUUUAAUUUGGUCUAAACAUUCAGACAUAAUUAAUGCAAAAAAAAACAGCUAAGCAGCUAAGUCGUUAAACGCUAAUGCUGCUUGACUUUGUUUAAGGUAAAGAUUGAUUAAAAAUAUUACAAAUAUACAAACUUUAGUAUAAGUAAUUGGUAAUGUAACACUUUUCUCGUUGCUGCCGGCCAGAUAGUCAGUAGAAUUACUAAUGUUAAGUUUUUUUUUUUUACCAUUCAUUUAACUGUUUCGGUUUGCGCAUCCCUCGGGGGGCCGAAAUUCAUCUCGACAGCCCUGUAGAAUAGCGUUAUUUAUUUAUUGCCGUGUAGGCGUCAACAACUCGAAUUGAUUAGUUCAAUUAGGAACUAAUUUACGUUUAAGUCAAACCAACUAUCUAGCAUUUUAAGGCACUACCUUUCUAGAUGUGACUAAUACACAGAACCCAAAUGGAAAGCAUCCUAAACUAUAUUUAAGUUCAGAGGCGGCAGUUUUAAACGGAUAUGCGAGUCUUGAAAUUAAAAAGUCUUUAAUUUAAACAUGUUUA